AUGGCUGUGAACAAGUGCCUCAAAUAUCUGCUCUUCUUCUUCAACCUCCUGUUCUGGCUGAGUGGUUGCAUCAUUCUGGGCGUGUCCAUCUACCUGAAAGUCAGUAAGGAUGCAAACAAGAUCACUAACACGGCUAUGCCUGGCAUUGACCUGAUGAUCGCCAUCGGCGUCAUCAUCAUGUUGCUCGGGUUCCUGGGCUGCUGUGGAGCCAUCAAGGAGAACCGCUGCAUGCUGCUGCUGUUCUUCAUCUCCCUCCUCCUCAUCUUCAUCCUCCUAGUGGCAGCCGGAAUCCUGGGAGCUGUGGGCGAGUCAAAGGUGAAGGACUUGGUGAUGGUCGAGCUGGAGAAGUUAACUCCGCUCUCGAAACAACCACAGAAUGUGAGGGAUGAUGUGGAGACGCUGCAGCGUGAGCUGAAGUGUUGUGGCAUCCUGAAAGGAGCGGCCGACUGGACCAAGGUUCCAGACUCGUGUCGCUGCAACAGCACAGAUACAGACUGCAAGUCGGGCGCCAUCUUCAGCGAGACUUGUGGUGAUAAAAUCAUCAGUCUGCUGGAGCAACACUUGAAGGUCGUCCUGGGAAUCGCUUUCGCCGUCGCCGUCCUGAUGAUCUUCGGCAUGGUCUUCGCCAUGAUUCUCUACUGUCAGAUCGGCCGGAAGAACAGCGGCGCCACCACCACAAACGCCUGAGGCCCCGCCCUCGCUGCCUCGCUCCCUCGCAACGGCCAAUCAGCUGUGCCCAAAUCACCUGUGAAACAUCUACUUAACCUCAGUGCUUCUGUAAUUUCACCUGCGGUUUUAUUGUGAAGGAACACUUUGAGUU
Messenger RNA from Limanda limanda (common dab), 820 nucleotides. It is a transcript of the gene tspan9b, whose product is annotated as tetraspanin 9b. The transcript is spliced from 8 exons. Gene Ontology annotation, cellular component: membrane. Bases 1 to 687 code for a protein of 228 amino acids. The record is from RefSeq and is a predicted model, not a curated record. NCBI's taxonomy places the organism in Eukaryota, Metazoa, Chordata, Actinopteri, Pleuronectiformes, Pleuronectidae.